GUAUUAAAUAAAAUAAAAAUUCAUUAAAUAAAAAUAAAUAACACUAAUUAAAAGUUGUCGGUCUGGGAAACUAAUCAGUUAAAGAAUUGUUGCUGACUUUAGAAGCUCAAAUCGUUGGUCUAGUUUUGUUGUGUUUUUAAAGCUGACCCGAACCGGAAGAGUGUAAAUCAGUAGCCAUGUCUGCCCUUAUUCUGUUCGCCGGAGUUCUCGCAGGAGUUUUUAUUAUACUUCGGAAAUUUGUGUCAGGAAAGAGAUGCAAGAGCAAGAAACGGCUUCAGGGCAAAACAGUGAUCAUUACCGGCAGUAACACAGGGAUUGGAAGAGAAGCAGCUGUAGAUUUGGCCCGGAGAGGAGCUCGUGUUAUUCUGGCCUGCCGCAGUAUUGUACGUGCUGAAGGAGCCCUGGCUAUCGUCAAAAGAGAGAGCCGAAGCAAUAAUGUGGUGUUCAUGCAGCUGGAUCUGGCCAGUCAGAAGUCCAUUCGCUCCUUUGCUGAAACUUUCCUCAAAACAGAAAAAAGACUGGAUAUUCUUAUCAACAAUGCAGGGGUUUAUAUGCAGGGCACUACAGAGGAUGAUCUUGGUUUGAUGUUUGGAGUCAAUCAUAUCGGUCACUUCCUCCUGACCAAUCUCUUAUUGGACAAACUCAAAGAAUGUGGGCCAAGCAGAGUUGUUACUGUAUCCUCAAUGUGUCAUGAGUUUGGGAACCUUGACUUUAACCUACUUAUUGCUCACAAAGAAUUUGGAAAAGGCAACUCUUUGAUGGAUGUCUUCAGGAUAUACAGCAACAGUAAGCUGUGCAACGUGCUGUUCACACACGAGCUUGCAAAGAGGCUUCAAGGAACUCAGGUCACAUGCUACAGCCUCCACCCAGGGGCUAUCAAUUCCGAGUUGUCUCGCAACGUUCAGCCAGGGAUCAAGAAGUUGUUGAAAUUUGUAGGAGCCCUGUUCUUCAAAGAUGUGGAGUCAGGCACCCAGACAACUCUGUACUGUGCACUCCAGGAAGGCAUUGAAAGUCUGAGUGGUCAAUAUUUCUCCAACUGUGGAUUAAAGGAAGUUCAGGCCAAGGCUAAGGAUGAUGCAGUGGCUAAGAAGCUCUGGGAAGUGAGCGAGAAGUUGUGUGGCCUGGCAUGAAAUAAGCUCUGUACCGAAUAUUCAAAGAGCCAUAUAAUGGUUCAGAGACUUUCAUAAAUUCUGUGUGGAGAACUAUAUAGAACUGCUGAAUCUACUGUUUUUCUAUCUACUAACCCUGGCCAGAUUAUCAUUAUCCAGGGAUCAUCUAAAUGUUUUGUAUGGGGUAAAAUAAUUUGGCACACAAGUUUAAUAAAAACCUGGAUGCGAUCAUGG
This is a messenger RNA of Tachysurus vachellii, 1343 nucleotides long. It is a transcript of the gene dhrs13b.1, whose product is annotated as dehydrogenase/reductase (SDR family) member 13b.1. NCBI's taxonomy places the organism in Eukaryota, Metazoa, Chordata, Actinopteri, Siluriformes, Bagridae. The record is from RefSeq and is a predicted model, not a curated record. The coding region runs from base 177 to 1130 and encodes 317 amino acids. The transcript is spliced from 5 exons.